AUGGGUCUCUCAACAAAUGGAAAAGCUGUGUUUGGAAAUGUCCAACAAUCCAAUGCUCUAUGUAUCGAAAUGUUGGGUGUAUAUUUAAUAGAGGGUGAGGGCCGAGAAAGAGGUAGGGGCCAAGGUAUUAAGCUUGUUGGCCUUCAAAAAAGUUAUGAUGACCUUAAGUUGAAUGAGUUUUCUAGCGAAGAAAGUAAACUAUAUAAAACUAGAAUGUAUAUUAUGUUAUUAUUUGGUAGGUUUCUAUUUCCCGAAGGAACGGGGAAUAGUGUCAAUUUUAUGUACUUGUGUCUACUUGAGGACAUUGAUGAAAUUAAGACGUAUAGUUGGGGUUCGGCGGUGUUGGCAUACCUCUAUAGCUCCUUGUGCAAAUGUGCAACAAAGGAUACUUGUACAUUUAAUGGAUGUGCAUUCUUGCUACAAUCAUGGGGAUGGUGGAGAAUGCCGGUAUUAGCCCCUGAAAACCCGCACAUUUACGUCUUCCAUUACGCGUCAAGGUUUAGUUCAACUGGGUUGGAUUACACCAAUACGCCUGUAAACAAAAUAAUUUUUUACCGCCAACUAUUGGAUUGA
This is a messenger RNA of Vicia villosa (hairy vetch), 573 nucleotides long. Its product is annotated as protein MAIN-LIKE 2-like. The record is from RefSeq and is a predicted model, not a curated record. The transcript is spliced from 2 exons. Lineage: Eukaryota; Viridiplantae; Streptophyta; Magnoliopsida; Fabales; Fabaceae. The coding region runs from base 1 to 573 and encodes 190 amino acids.